Monascus purpureus is the source of this 2619-nucleotide messenger RNA. The record is from the annotation of a GenBank genome assembly. Lineage: Eukaryota; Fungi; Ascomycota; Eurotiomycetes; Eurotiales; Aspergillaceae.
GUCUUCAGACUUCAGCCCAUCAACAAUCAUCAAUCCACUGCCUCCUGCUGAUCGCCUCCAGUACAACUCUCGUUUCCACCCUUGGCGGGCCGUGAUCUCGUCGCCUGAUUGCACCUGGUUACUAAAUUUAUUGCCGCAUCUGACUGCGAGAGAGCGGAGAAGACGCACCCCAGACCAGGCUCUUGCAACUUGCAACUCCUCAGUGCUUGCAGGGUGGUUUUAUCCAGAGCAGAAAACUGCCAACCGUCCACUAUCAUCGUGAAACCACAGCCAUCUCACUUUUGUCGUACUGGCCCCGCCGGCAAAUCGCCAAGCCAAAACCCGCUCGAUAUCUAAACAGAUUCGGCCCGCUGCAGACGAUCGAUCCCACGGAGAUUACGCUGCGUCUACCCCCCUCAACUCGUCAUACCCCAUGCGUGUCCCCCUCGCGAGAACCGUGGACUAGAUAAUACCUCCGCUUUUCUUGUCCACUGGUCCUUGAACGCGUGGUCUUAUUUAUAUUUUACCGGGAAGAUCCAAUGUGGUGUGAGUUGGAACUGGAAAAGGUGUGAAAACUGUCUAUUACCCACAGCUGCGACACCAUUAUUCGAGCUGUACGGCGGAACUAGGAGCGUGCAUAUGCAUGCUUGAUCUGUCCUCCGGAAAUACCACUUUCAUUGAAUGAAUUAAUUUCUUCGGCUGCUUUAUCCUGCCGACUCCGGUUGCAACUGUGCCUUCUUGAAUACCACUAGACACUGCUCUGCUUACAGGAACCAUCCUUUACAAUUCAAUAUGAAAUCAGCGCAAGCGAAAACGCCGAACCGCCGUACCAGUGUCUACAAAGAGGUUCGGUUUUCACCAACUGCGACGCUACGCCGCACGAGAUCGAUGUCGGGAGGUAGUCCUCCCUUCAAGCAGCGAAUUGUUGGCACGAAAGCUCCCACAGAUGAUACAUUUUCCAUCCUAAGUACCUAUGUGGAACAAUCACAAUCUCUUCUAGAAAGCCAGAGGGCGCUCUUCGCGCAAGAGAGGCAGCUCUGGCAGAAAGAACGGGCGUUACUGAGGUCAAGGAUCGCAGAACUAGAGGCGUUGCUGAAGAAUCAGAGCGACGAAGACAUUACACCCUGUUCCAAUCCAUUUUCAUCAAAGUUUCUUGCUUCCUACAAUCUGCCGCAGAACUCGUCUGAAAGCGGCAAUGGCGAGAGCAGCCAUCAUCCCGUGUGGGAAGGCUCCAGCUCGCUAGGUAAACCUACGAGGGUGUUCGAGGCACCCGAGAAAGCAGAUAGCAACAAUCGUCUGUCUCCAUUUCAAGGGUUGAAUUCAAACCCACCACCUUCCCUUGAUGCUGCUCUUUCUCCCCGGUCCCGUCCCGUUGAUCAACCUGCGAAUCUCCCUCCUGCCAUACCUAUCGAAAGGCUCGAUAGCAAGCUCGAUGGAAUUUCCCUCAAGACAACUGCGUUGCCCCCUGAGGUGGCCUCUCGUGCAGUUAACUCGUCAUCACCAUCCCCGGAAUCGUCCAAUGCAAUUUCAGCCAAACCGCUGUCACCUUUGCCAAGCCCAAGCAUGAGGCGGAAAAGCAGCCUUAAGCUGAAGCUAGAGGAUUUAGCGAAGCCAGAUGAGAACCUAGUUAGGGACGCUGAACACACCCCGAUGGUGGUCGUCGACGGUGAGGCAGAUACGAAUCCGGCGUCAGACAACGAGGGGAAUGCUGCUCAUGACGAAAGCUCCCCCUCUCCGUCACAAGCGACGACGGAUAUCCCGCAGCCGGCAGAAAAUUCAAACAGCUACUUCCCGGACCUACCAGAGGCACCACCUAAUGAUCCGGCCUUAAAGGGACCGCUUUCGCUGCUGAAUGAUGAGGAGCACGACAGAGGUUUUCUCAAGGAGCUUCAUGAGAAACUCCUUAAUCAGACAAGGGAGAGAGAGCUUGGCUCGAUCAAUUCUUCCCAAGGCCCGUUUAACUUCCACAUUGAAGAGCAGACGGAUGAGCAGCUGACCAGUGAGGAACAGGUGCCGGCACUGAGAUUCAAGAAGACGACUAAUUUUGGCACCGCAUUUGGCAUACCCGUUUACCAGUUGAAAUCUUAAUGAAUAGCCAUACUCGCUUUUGGCUUUGUUUCUCUCGGAUGGGUUGUAUUUCUUCAUGUGAUAUGAUUUGGAUGUUAUCCACAUCUCUCUUUGGGAUGAGAUGGAGAUGAGAUGAGAUGAGUGCACUAUGUUCAAUGUUGAUAUGAGCAUUUACAUUCUUUGUCUUUCUGACUUUUUUUGAUAUCAUUCUGGUUUUCAUUAUUUUGUCUUGCUUUCUUCUUGCAUACUUUAUUUUUGGGUCUGUUGUUGCGAUGAAUGAAAUGAAUGAGUGCAUGAAUAUUAUUUUAUUUUGGAUACCAAGGCGUGACAUUUAUAGGAUAUUUUGACUUGACGUCAGUCUUUGCACCUGCUUCUUCCUUUCUUUCUCAGCUGGGAAGUGUCAUAGGAUGAAUCCCUAUGUCUUUGAAGAUUGCCAAGUUGUUUCAGGCUGCUGUUGGAUCAUAGGUCUCAUUCCUUAUUCUUUCAAGUGCUGCAUCUGUCACUAUAAUUCUCAAUUCCUAUGUCCUAAGGUAACCAUGUAUCAUUUCUAGAAAACAAGCAUAAAAGGAUGAU